This is a messenger RNA of Bactrocera neohumeralis, 1063 nucleotides long. It is a transcript of the gene Zip102B, whose product is annotated as zinc transporter ZIP9. Gene Ontology annotation, biological process: transmembrane transport; zinc ion transport. The transcript has 2 exons. Gene Ontology annotation, cellular component: membrane. Bases 119 to 904 code for a protein of 261 amino acids. The record is from RefSeq and is a predicted model, not a curated record. Lineage: Eukaryota; Metazoa; Arthropoda; Insecta; Diptera; Tephritidae. Gene Ontology annotation, molecular function: metal ion transmembrane transporter activity.
UAUAUACAUAUUUAACUACUUUCAGGAAAAACUAAAGUCUGUUACAGUUUUGGGCGCAGGCUUAUUGGUAGGUACGGCAUUAACCGUUAUCAUUCCGGAAGGAAUACGCUCUUUGUAUAUGGAUACCUUAACACCCAAUUUGCCAGAAGUCGGCAAGAUAUCAGCACGUAAAGUUGAAAAAUCUCUAUUUUCUGCAACAACGGAGACUUUUAAUGUAGACCACAUGAGAGAACCUGACUUCUCCCGCACUAUUGGUGUAUCGCUUGUAUUGGGGUUUGUAUUUAUGCUGCUAGUGGACCACAUAUCGCAACAUAAAAGCGUAAACAGUUCUAAAGACAAAAACAUAACAGCAACAUUAGGCUUGGUUGUUCAUGCCGCUGCUGAUGGAGUAGCUCUUGGAGCUGCAGCAACGACCACCCACCAAGACGUUGAAAUUAUUGUAUUUUUAGCAAUCAUGUUGCAUAAAGCUCCAGCUGCCUUUGGGCUCGUUAGUUUUCUUUUACAUGAACAAAUUGAACAUCAAGAAAUACGCAAGCACUUGUUAAUUUUUUCUUGUUCGGCUCCACUAUUAACUCUUUUGACUUUUUUUGGAAUUGGGCAGGAACAAAAGGAGACCCUCAAUUCCUUAAAUGCGACUGGAAUAGCUAUGCUUUUCUCAGCAGGAACAUUUCUAUAUGUAGCAACAGUGCAUGUUCUACCAGAACUAACUCAUGUCUCUCAUUCGCAUUCACAUGGCCAGUAUGAUUAUCGUCAACUGAACAGUACAGCAAGUGGGAUUGAAUCUCAAGGUGAUAUACAUUCUACCAAUGUACGGUUUUCGAAAGGUCUUCUUUUAAGUGAAAUGAUAAUAUUAAUAUGUGGUGCAUUACUUCCUCUUAUAAUAACUUUUGGUCAUCAUCACUAAAUUAAGCCUUAUUCUUCUGUUAAUGAAAAUUUGGAUUUAACGGGCGCAAUCGAUGUUUUACUUUAUAUUAACUAAACAUAUCUGUAUCUAAUAAAAAAAAACCUAAGAUGAUUGAGAAUAGUUGGCUUGGCUAAUAAACAAAGCGUUAACGUGCAUAUA